Messenger RNA from Meleagris gallopavo (turkey), 1843 nucleotides. The record is from RefSeq and is a predicted model, not a curated record. NCBI's taxonomy places the organism in Eukaryota, Metazoa, Chordata, Aves, Galliformes, Phasianidae.
AACAGUUUUUAAAUGGAAACACAGCCCUUCCACCCCCCUCUCUCCCCCUGGCCACCAGGUCUCUACAGCCUGGGUUCAUUGGGGUGAAGGCAGCUGGGUGAAAUCACUCCUAAUUUGCUCUUAUUUUUUCUUCUAGUGACACGUAUUUUGCUUCUGUUUUGAGAUCUAGGAAGCCCUGCUUCACCCCAUCAUACAGGAGUGCUCCCUGGGGCUGGGGGAGCAAGGAGGGCGGCUGGGGACCGGCUGGGGUCACUGCGUGGCCAGGUGCCACCUGUCAUCCUCCAUCCCACACAGUCGUCCCAAGCAGGAUGUCCCCAUCGCGGGGGCAUUGCUCCUCUCUGCCGUCUCCAUCGCUCUGCAGCUCCACAUCCUGCUCUCCUGUUGCUCAGAGAUGUGGAGGCAGUUGCUAAGAGACACCGAAACGUCAGUAUCUGGCCCUCAAGGAAAAAAAAAAAAAUAGAGAAAGAGAGAGACAAGGGAGGACGAGGAGGAGGAGGGGAGGAAGGAGGUGGGGAAAGACCUGCUCUGAUUGCCAGGCUCGGCAGCAGCCUUGGCUGCAGGAGCUGCUCACCCAACUUGACGGACCCCCAUCUCACCGCCCGCGCCCAGCGGUUGCUGAGCGGAGCCCCACUUGUCUCCAGGCAGCGCAGCUGCAAGCAGCCCGCACCGGCCCUGUGGGGAGGCUCAGUGGGCCCCGAAUGUUUGUGGGAUGCCCUAAGCGUCGCUUUGCUAGCUCAGAGCCUGGGUGCGGUCCCAAGUGCUUCCUCCACCACUGCCAGUAGACUUUGCUGGGUGACCCUUUCCCCAGCCGGGAUGGCCACCACACUGUGAUGGGCAGAGGAUGCUGUUGCGGUGCAGCCGGCAGGCUGUCCCCGCACUGAGGCCUGCCGGCAUGGCACACUGCAGGCUCUGAGAUGGGCCUGGGGGCAGGCCGCCGGCCCGCCAUGCUGCUGAGCCCCUGGCUGGUGGCGGUGGUGGCGGUGGUGGCGGCGGGCGCUGGUGCAGGCUGCCCAGUGCUGUGUACGUGCCGCGGGCAGGCGGUGGACUGCAGCGGGCAGCGUCUCUUCUCGGUGCCCGCCGAGCUGCCCUUGGACACCGGCAACCUCAGCCUGGCCCACAACCGCAUCGCCAGCAUCCCGCUGGGCUACCUGGCCUGCUACGCCCAGCUGCGCGUCCUCGACCUGCGCAACAACUCGCUGGCCGCACUGCCCGCCAGGCUGUUCCUGGGCGCCCGCCGCCUCACCCACCUGGACCUCAGCUACAACAACUUCAGCCUGGUGACGGCCGACAUGUUCCUGGAGGCCAGCGAGCUGCUGCGCCUCGACCUCAGCCACAACCCCUGGCUGUGCACGGUGCACCCCAGGGCCUUCCGCGGGCUGGCGCAGCUGCGGGAGCUGGACCUCAGCUACGGGGGGCUGUCGGCCCUCAGCCUGGACGCGUUGGAGGGGCUGACGGGGUUGGUGACCCUCCGGAUCGGCGGCAACCCCUGGGUGUGCGGCUGCGCAAUGGAGCCCUUCCUCAAGUGGCUGAAGAGCCGCAUCCAGCUCUGCACAUCAGAUUCGCAGCUGGCCAAGUGCCAGGCUCCCCCCGAGGUGAAGGAGGUGCCCCUCUUCUCGCUGACAGAGGAGAGCUUCAAGGCGUGCCACCUCACCCUGACCCUGGAUGACUAUCUCUUCAUCGCCUUUGUGGGCUUCGUGGUCUCCAUCGCGUCGGUGGCCACCAACUUCCUGCUGGGCAUCACGGCCAACUGCUGUCACCGCUGGAGCAAAGCCAGCGAGGACGAGGAGGUUUAGGUAUGGCCGGGGAGGCUGGGACGGGGGCUCACCCCUCUGCCCCCAGCCAA